Messenger RNA from Aspergillus pseudonomiae, 2756 nucleotides. RefSeq names its product DUF3435 domain-containing protein. Bases 210 to 2627 code for a protein of 805 amino acids. The record is from RefSeq and is a predicted model, not a curated record. NCBI's taxonomy places the organism in Eukaryota, Fungi, Ascomycota, Eurotiomycetes, Eurotiales, Aspergillaceae. The transcript has 5 exons.
UCUGAAGAGAGCUAGGAUAGGCUCCCCUAUUCUGUCGUGUUUAAUUCUUUAAAUGCUGCCACUGCCAUGGCUAUCUUAAACGUUCUUUUCCCUCGCUUAUCAGCGAGUUGUACAUUGUCUACUGUCUGCUCUAAUAUAUCAGAGAAUCCCGGUCCUUCUUAAUUAUUUCUGUAUUUGAUCUAUCUUUAUUCUUGCUUACAUUCUCGGCCAUGCGGCAUUCCACUCGAGCGGCCGAGUCUGACAAUGACAGCCACUCCGGCACUGAUGUAUCGGAUGUCUUCUCGGAUGAUGGGAACGAUAAUUCCUCAGAAAGUGGAUCCGAAGCAAAUAGCGGUGACAACGAUUCUGAUGAUUCGGAUGCAGAUUCCAUUAUAGACGAUGGGGAGGCCCAGGAGUUUUCUGCUGAACACUACCUCCAAGAGGCUGAGUGCUUCGAUAUUUCGCGGCUUCGACAGAAACGAUAUAGUCCGCGCACCCAGGAAAAAUUGGAUAAGGCCCGAGAGUAUUGGGAAUGUUUCUGUCGUGAUAGCAAGUAUGAUCCGGUGGAACGCUUUCAUUGGCUGGCAGACUCGGAGGAGACGGUGCGAUUUUUGAAGGCUUUCUUCUCCUGGAGAUGCGAUCGCCGACGGGGAAAGAAGGGCCGCAAAUCCCCUGGGAUUAAAUAUAAGAGCUCAUUAGAGACAUUUUGGAAGUGGUGGCAUUUGGUUUAUAAGGCAGAGGUUGGCCAAGGGCUUAGCAAGGACACCACUGUGAAGAUUUUAGAUGUGCUGGCAAUCAUUGCAGAAGAGAAAAGGCUUCUGCUCGGACGCCGCCCGAAAGCCACGAUGUACAUCGAGGAUGUGGCCGAGUUCGCUCGCGUACUUCUAUCCACCACGGAGAUGACUUUUGAAUGUGGUUGGCUUCGCGUACAAGUGCUCCUCUACUGCCAGCUGGCAGCUAUCACAGGAAGCCGCCCUGGGGCUCUAUUGAACCUACGCUAUCGGAACCUCUUAUUAACCUUGAUCCGGGAUCCGGAGGGAGGACGUCCUCGAUUAUUUGUAUAUCUGACCCCGGAGUUUACUAAGACCUUCUUAGGUGAGAAGGAGCCGAAUACAUUUCCUAUCCCAGAAAUCAUCUUUGACCCGUCCUUAGUCCUUAGUCCGCACGUAUUUCUUCUUGGUAUGCUGUUUCGUAUCAAAGCAUUCAAGAGUUUCUCGACCAAUGGGCCCGUGCUGGACUGUCCAGAAAAUCUGUAUGCUGUUGGUGUUCUAGGAGGUCUCGGACAGCAAGAGCUAAAACUAAAAGAUGAGAUUCUCGAUCAAUUCGUGUUCUGCCAAGCAGUGCGCGAGGCAGAUGGCUUUCGAAUUGCCUUGGAGGAACAACUCACGGAUGGGUUUCUGCGAUACCGAAUGAAACGUGGGGGUGAGAUUACUGGUUUCGAGCAGGUCACGAAGCCAUAUGGUCUCCGUUACGGAGCUGCUAAAGCGUUCAAUGACAGCCCGGACGUUACCAAUGAGCUGCAGAAUGUGAUGUUGCAACAUGCCAGCAUUAAUACUUUCGUAAAGCACUAUAGCGUGGGCAUCCACGUCGAUGCCCAGGCGAUCGUUCGGGGACUGCCAGCUGCGAAACAACUAUUACGGUUCGCUGCCUCUAUGAGUCGUUCAAUUGACCCCCGGCGACCAUAUAAGCUGGAUGAUACGAGCUGUGUCAACGAAGUUCCAUGUGUGGCUGUUUUGAAGAAACAUUGCCAAGUAAGGAAGGGCAACCUAGACCAGAUGAAGCUGGCUUUUGAGACGGCGAAACAGGCUUUUGAGAAAACCUUUGGGGUUUACCAACAAGGAAAGAAAAUGGUCAAGAAAUUGUCACAGCCUGCUCAUCUGGCACUCAGAGACAUACACCGACAUGAAAGACAAUACACUCGCGCAGUCAGGAAAUACAACGAGGCCCAACGUAAGUAUCGGAAUGAAUGGCAACGACAACGUAACCGCCUGAUACGAGAGAAUCUGGAGCGAUAUAAGAAUGAGCAACCAGUCAUCGAUGUUGAACGGCAGCUUGCAGGAAGACUUGUGGAUGAAGAAGUGAUGGAGGCGUUGCAGCGUACUGGAUAUAUGACCCCGCAACAUAUGACGCUUAUCGACACUGUUCUCACCAUGCCGGGUGUUACUGUUGAACAGGAAUAUAAGCGCCGGAUUUCUGCGAUCAAUGCAGUUAUUGCCUUCUGUGAUGUGCAGGAGGGAUAUCCCACUAGACAACCAAAUGCGAACAAAAAACGUCGCGCUACUGACGGGUUGCCGCCUACUUCUGCGAGAAGACAGGGAUCUCCGCGGGUGGAUGAUGUUGAUACUGCUUUCCGUCAGGCAAUGGCGUCAGUUUGCAUCAAAUCUGCAGGCGAGAGGCCGACAAUUUGCUUUUUAUGUGUUGCAAAUUCCAAGCUUCCCGCUAUGGAGCGAUUGAGGGUGUAUAGUACUCCCGGAUCUCUCACCCGGCACUUUAUUGAUAAGCACAUCAAACGUUUCCCGAAGGAUGUGCGCGUCCGAUGUAAUGUCUGCAAUGAGGAUCUGCUGCAUAAGUCAGUAUUAAUGAAUCACGCGGAGCAAGUACAUGGAAUUGUCUCUCGCCGGCCGUUGUCUUCUCUGGGCCCAAUUUAGUUUUUAUUAUCUACUGCAUGGAAAGUCGCUACAGAUCGAGCUUGCUUACCUUUUCCUCAUUACUAUAGAAAGCAAAGAUCCGUGCCUACACCGUAACCCGCCUCAAAUGCAUAGGUACCCCGCGCUAAC